GCCCAUUUGAAGGCCCUUCUUCUCACUAAGUUCGCCGUCGCCGUCUAUAUCGGAGAAUUGUUCUAUCCUGUAGCAUUUUCCGGUGGUGGUAACCGGCGGAGGUUACUGUUCUUUUGAUUACUGUUGGAGGAUUUGACAUUUAAUCAUGUCAAACUUUGCUAAACCUGAGAAUGCUUUGAAGAGAGCAGAAGAGUUGAUCAAUGUUGGGCAAAAGCAGGAUGCUUUGCAAGCUCUUCAUGAUUUGAUAACCUCAAAGAGACACCGAGCAUGGCAGAAAACACUUGAAAGGAUUAUGUUCAAGUAUGUAGAGCUUUGUGUUGACAUGAGAAGGGGUAGAUUUGCCAAGGAUGGUCUAAUUCAGUAUCGUAUAGUAUGCCAACAAGUUAAUGUGAAUUCACUGGAGGAAGUGAUCAAGCACUUCAUGCACCUAUCCACUGAGAGGGCAGAGAAUGCAAGGAAUCAAGCUCAAGCCCUUGAAGAAGCUUUAGAUGUUGAUGAUCUUGAAGCUGAUAAAAGACCUGAGGAUCUUAUGUUAAGCUUUGUUAGUGGUGAGAAAGGAAAAGAUAGAUCUGAUCGUGAGCUUGUUACACCAUGGUUCAAAUUCUUGUGGGAGACAUAUAGAACAGUCCUUGAAAUCUUGAGGAACAACUCAAAACUGGAGAGCCUUUAUGCGAUGACUGCACACCGAGCCUUCCAGUUCUGCAAGCAAUACAAACGUACUACAGAAUUCCGCAGGCUGUGUGAAAUCAUUAGGAAUCAUCUUGCAAACCUUAACAAAUAUAGGGAUCAAAGAGAUCGUCCUGAUAUUACUGCACCUGAAAGCUUGCAGCUUUAUCUCGAUACAAGAUUUGAGCAAUUGAAAGUUGCAACUGAGCUUGAGCUUUGGCAGGAAGCUUUUCGCACCGUGGAAGACAUUCAUGGAUUGAUGUGCAUGGUUAAAAAAACUCCAAAGCCAUCUCUUAUGGUUGUUUACUAUGCAAAGCUAACAGAAAUUUUCUGGGUCUCUUCCAGCCAUCUCUACAAUGCUUAUGCAUGGUUUAAGCUUUUUUCUCUCCAGAAAAGCUUUAACAAGAAUCUGAGUCAGAAGGAUUUACAGUUAAUAGCAUCUUCAGUUGUUUUAGGAGCAUUGUCAGUUUCCCCAUAUGAUAAUUCCCAUGUUGCUUCUCAUCUGUUGCUUGAAUAUGAGAAAGAAAGGAACUCAAGGAUGGCUAAUCUCAUUGGUUUUUCUGUUGAUCCCAAGCUUGAGAACAGAGAAGUGCUUUCUCGGUCAGCUCUUCUCUCAGAACUGGCUUCUAAAGGUAUAAUGAACUGUGUUCCCCAAGAAGUAAAGGAUCUAUACAAUCUUUUGGAGCUCGAGUUUUUUCCCCUCGAUCUUGCUUCAAGGGUGCAACCUUUGUUGGUUAAAAUAUCAAAACUUGGGGGUAAGCUGUCUUCAGCUUCUUCUGUACCCGAAGUUCAUCUUUCCCAGUAUAUUCCUUCAUUGGAACGACUGGCGACUCUGAGGAUUCUUCAGCAGGUCUCUAAGGUCUAUCAAACAGUGAAAAUUGAGAAUCUAUCUCGUAUGAUUCCUUUCCAUGAUUUUUCUACUGUGGAAAAAAUUGCGGUGGAUGCUGUCAAUAGCAAUUUCUUAUCCUUGAAGGUUGAUUACAUGAAGGGAAUUGUCAUAUUUGGCCACUUGGGUCUUGAAUCCAGUGAAUUGCGGGAUCAUCUGACAAACUUUACUGAAUCACUAAAUAAAUCAAGAACAAUGAUAUAUCCUCCUGCAAAGAAAACAUCUAAACUAGGUGAUAUAUUGCCCGGGUUGUUGGAGACUGUUGAAAAGGAACACAAAAGACUUCUCGCAAGAAAAUCAAUAAUCGAGAAGCGCAAGGAAGAGCAAGAACGUCAACUGUUGGAAGUGGAGCGAAAAGAGGAGCUAAAAAGACUUGAGGUUCAGAAAAUAACCGAAGAUGCAGAACAGAGAAGGCUUGCUGCAGAAUUCGAACAGAGGAGAAACCAAAAACUUAAAGAGAUAGAAGAUCGUGAAAUGGAAGAUGUGAGAGCUAUGCUUGAAGAUGCAGAUAAACGUGGCAAGAAGAAAGGAAAGAAACCACUUAUUGAGGGGAAAGUAACGAAACAAAGUCUGAUGGAGUUAGCUUUAACCGAGCAACUUCGAGAGAGGCAGGAAAUGGAAAAGAAACUGCAGAAAUUAGCCAAGACCAUGGAUUAUUUGGAGAGGGCUAAAAGGGAAGAAGCAUCUCCUUUGAUUGAAGCUGCUUUUCAAUCUCGGCUUGUGGAAGAACGUGAACUCCAUGAACGCCAGCAGCAGGUUCAGGUUGAAAUUAGCCGACAACGACAUGAUGGAGACCGUGCUGAGAAGAACAGGCUUACUAAGUUGUAUGAGCACAAGGUACAAUUCCAGGAGAAGGUAACAAAAACCAGGCAAGAAGAAUACAGUAAACUGAAGGCUGAAAGUGAGGAAAGAAUUGCUGAAAUUCUUCAGCAGAGGAGACAAGAGAGGGAAUAUAAGAGGAAGGUUUUGUUUUAUAUUGAUCAAGAGGAGGAGCGUCUGAGGAAGGUUCGGGAAGAGGAGGAAGCUCGUAAACUUGAAGAGGAGACGAGGAAAAAGAAAGAGGAAGCAGAGAGGAGGGCUAAGUUGGAUGAGAUUGCUGAAAAGCAGCGUCAAAGAGAGAAAGAACUGGAGGAGAAAGAGCGGGUCAGGAGGGAAAACAUCUUUCGUAGACCGGCAGAUGAGCCAAUUAGGCCAUCUGUUGAUGUUCCUGGAGAUGCAACUGCUCAGGUGGAACCCUCUCCUGCUGUAGCUGCUCCGGCUGCUGCAGCUGCUGCUGCUGCUCCGGCAGGAGGGAAGUAUGUUCCUCGGUUUAGACUCUCAAAACCUGAUGGUGAUGGUCAGGCUCCUCCUCCUGCGGCUGGUGGUGGCCGGUGGGGAAGUGGUGCUAACCGAGAUGAGAGAAGGGAUAGUGACCGAAGGGGUUAUGGUUCUACUGGCGCAAGCUCGGGUGCUUCUAAGUGGAGGUCUUAGGGUUUUGGUUGGAGUUCUUUGGAUUUGUGGUUUGGUUUCUAUCAUUUUGCAAUAGAGGGUUGAAAGAUUUUAUUGCUUGAUGCGGAUUUUAUGUUUACAGAUAUUGUUCUUAAUUUACAAGAACUGAAAUUCUAGUUUUGAUUGAGGAUCAUCAAAAUAAACUAUUCUAAAUUUCAUAAUAAUGAUCACA
Molecule: messenger RNA, 3212 nt
Organism: Impatiens glandulifera
Lineage: Eukaryota; Viridiplantae; Streptophyta; Magnoliopsida; Ericales; Balsaminaceae
Product: eukaryotic translation initiation factor 3 subunit A-like
Exons: 13
Coding region: 146-3022 (958 amino acids)
Biological process (GO): translation reinitiation; formation of cytoplasmic translation initiation complex
Cellular component (GO): eukaryotic translation initiation factor 3 complex, eIF3e; multi-eIF complex; eukaryotic translation initiation factor 3 complex, eIF3m
Molecular function (GO): translation initiation factor activity; mRNA binding
Source: RefSeq, a predicted model, not a curated record